Symbiodinium necroappetens is the source of this 2275-nucleotide messenger RNA. NCBI's taxonomy places the organism in Eukaryota, Dinophyceae, Suessiales, Symbiodiniaceae. The record is from the annotation of a GenBank genome assembly.
GCACAGCAUGGCUUUUAAAUCACAGAGAUCAGCGCGCGCCAAGGGUAACCGCUUUGAGGGCGUCAUCGCCAAAGACCUUGCCAAGGCCACAGGCGUUGAGGAUACGCGCCGCCAGCCCGGCUCUGGCGCUAUCGAGGGCUUUUCUGGCGACGUGAUCCACGACCCGCGCGGCUGGGGCCUGAAGAUCGAAUGCAAGCACCACAAGUCCAUUAGCGGGUAUGACCGCCUUGAGCGCGCCCGUCUGGUUGCUGAUGGCGUGGUGGUGGAUACGCCCGCUGGCGUCUUCUACUGGCUGACGGAUGCGUUCUUUCUGGAUCUCAUGGCCCGCGCUUAUGGCCAAGGCGGCAAGGGCGAGCUUUGCCCCGAUCUGGUCACCCUGAAGACCGGCACGCCGUUCAAGAAUUUCAACGGCUGGCUGAAGGACUGCAGCGCGCUUGUGGUCAAGCCCAAUCACCAAUCCCCCCGCUGGUAUCUGCCCGCCAAUGUGUUUUGGGCGGCGUUCACCUAUGCGGCGCGGGCUGAAUUUGAGGACAAAAUCAUACUCCAGCGCGUCAAUGAAGGCGUGCGCUAUGUUGAUAUUGCCCAAGAGCUGGGUCGCAACCCUAUCGCGGUCUCCAAGCGCUACGGGCGCCUCACUGAUGGCAGCGCCGAUAAGGUGAAAAGCACGACCGGCCGCAUCAAACGUUGGCUGGGAGGGCGCAAUCCGUACUCGGUUACGCACCACGAAGCCGCAGAAGCUCUCGGCCUGACGACAGGGCAGGCUAAAGGCGGGCUGUUUCGCAUUCGUGCGGCCUACACGAAUGAAGAGCCGGUAAGGCCGACAUUCAACGCAGCGUAUAUGCCUGAAGCUAUCAAGCGCGCCAAGGCCCGCGCCGACGCCAUGAUCAAGGCUGGCACCGCGCCGAGCGCCGCCGUGCAGCAGGUCUACCGAGAAACCGACAUUCUCCUGAAUGUGGAUGACCUUGCCAUGCGUCCGGCUGGUGAAGCGGCCUCGCGCCUCCUUGACCGCAUGGAGCAUUUCCAUGACCCGGUGCACCAAGCCCUCUAUGUGGAGCUGAAGCGCCGCAAUGACGCCAGCCGCCCGGUUGACGCAGCAAGCCUGCGUGACUGGUGGAAGUCUGACGAGGCGCGCACGGCGCUGGAUGGCGAUACGCCUUAUCUCGCUGACCUGAUGCGGGACGCGCCAGAGAAUGACAGCGUGCAGGCUUAUGCGGAUCAAGUACGCGAAUACGCCGAGCGCCGCCGUCUGGUGGAGAUUGGCCGGGCGCUGACGGCACAGGCUGAGAACACCGAGCUUGCGCCGCGUGACGCGCUUGAAGCCUCUGAGCGCGAUCUGGCGAGCCUUGCCGAGACGGGCUCGACCGGGCGCAAGGUGGUGUCCUUGUCCAUGGCGCUACGCGAUGCGCUCAACAGCCCCACAAAAGGCGCUCCGACCGGCUGGGCGGAUCUGGACCGCAGUUUUAACGGUUGGAUUCCUGAAGAGCUGGUUAUCGCCGCUGGACGCCCCGGCAUGGGCAAGUCUUUGUUCGGCGCGGGUUGCGUUCUGAACCAAGCCAAGCGUGGCGUGCCGAGCGUUUUCAUUUCGCUUGAGAUGGGCGCGGGGCAAGCGGCGGUGCGUUUUGCUUCCAUGCUGUGCGGUGUUCCGUAUCGCACCAUCAAGCGCCGCGAGAUGACGCCCGAGCAGGCGCACGCCUUGCGCUCCGUCAUGGACCGGGUUGACGAGCUGCCCAUCACCAUCAUCGACAUGCCGGGCGCGAAAGUUCCCGCCAUUCGUAACGCGCUGCGCCGCCUUGACCGUGACAUGCAGCGCCGCCUUGGCCGUGGUCUGGGCUUUGUCUGCCUUGAUUACCUUGGGUAUCUGGAAGCGCCCUCGCCGGGCAUGUCCAAGAAUGACGAGGUCGCGGCGAACUCCAAGGCGCUGAAGAUGACGGCGCGAGAGCUGAAGCUGCCGAUGUUGGUCUUGUGCCAGCUUAAUCGGGGUGUCGAGCAGCGCACUGACAAGCACCCGAUGAUGAGCGAUCUGCGCGACUCUGGCGCUAUCGAGCAGGACGCAGACGCCAUCUUCGGCCUGUACCGGGACGCUUACUACGCCGAGCGCGAGGAGCCGGAUUGCCACCCGUCUGAGCCUGAGUACCUAGACUGGCAAAAGCGCGUCGUCAGCAAAACGCUUGAUGUGGACAUUUUGAAGAACCGCGACGGCGAGACCGCGCGCGUUGUCCUUUAUUGCGACCCGGCAACCGGCCAGAUCGAGAACUACGAGGAGAGCGCGGCAUGA